AUGUCUUUCUGGAGUCGCCCUCGCAACCUCGUCAUCCUCGGUGGUGUCCUCGUCGGUGCUGCUUUCAUUCCUACUCCCGGCUCUAAGACCUCGUACGCAUUUUCUCCUCUCCUGCUUCUCCAAUGCCUCCAAAGACCUCAACUCUUCCAAGACACUAUUGAAGCGGCUAUGGAAAGCACAAAGAACAUCGGAGCUCGCUGGUCAGCAGGUGGUGGUUCAGACGUCCACACUCCUGGCGCCGCUACACCUCGCGGCAACAUCGAGAACACACAAGAAAACCAGACCAACGCCUCAGGCAUCCGCAGUGACCACUUCCAAGAGAACCAGAUCUCUCAACGCCCUGGCGAGCCCGGCACUUUCGACAAGGCCUGGAACAAGGCUCACUACGGCACCGAGAAGGGCAAAUAG
Aureobasidium musti is the source of this 408-nucleotide messenger RNA. The record is from the annotation of a GenBank genome assembly. Lineage: Eukaryota; Fungi; Ascomycota; Dothideomycetes; Dothideales; Saccotheciaceae.